Molecule: messenger RNA, 1512 nt
Organism: Striga hermonthica
Lineage: Eukaryota; Viridiplantae; Streptophyta; Magnoliopsida; Lamiales; Orobanchaceae
Source: the annotation of a GenBank genome assembly
AUGGAGACUGAAAAAAUCGAACAGCUCGUGAACAUGGGCUUCCCGGCCAACUUAGCCGCCGAAUCCCUGGCCGCCGCCGCUGGCGACCUCAUCAAGGCCACCGAUUGGCUCCUCAACCACGACAACGGCCGCCCUCCUCCCCCCGAAACGCCGUCGAGCUCCAGCUCCCCCCAGGCCGUCCAGCCCAAAAUCAAUCGAUUCUUCAACAUCCACCCAAAAAAGGACCACAACCCUCCUCCAUUAACCCACCACCGCGCCGCCCCCGCGGAGGAGGAAGACUGCCAGUCCCCUCCGCCGCCGCCCCACCCGAAUAAGCGCCCCAAAUUUGCCCAAAAGGGGGACGAAAAAAUCGCCCAGAAACCCCCGGCACGCGCCGCGCACGCCCCGCUUUCCGAGCGGAUGCGGCCGCGCGACCUCGACGAGGUCGUCGGCCAGGACCACCUCCUCUCUCCCGGCUCCCUCCUCCGGUCCGCGAUCUCCGCCGGCCGCCUCCCCUCCAUCGUCCUCUGGGGCCCCCCCGGCACCGGCAAGACCUCCAUCGCCAGGGCCAUCGCGGCCUCCUGCGGGCCCUCCCUCCUCCACCGGUUCGUCUCUCUCUCCGCCGUCACCGCCGGCGUCAAGGACGUUCGCGACGCCGUCGACGAGGCCCGAAAAACGAAACAAUCAGCCGGAAAAAGAACCGUCCUUUUUCUCGACGAGGUCCACCGAUUCAACAAAGCCCAGCAAGACUCUUUCCUCCCCGUAAUCGAAGACGGGUCCAUCAUCUUCAUCGGCGCCACCACCGAAAAUCCCUCCUUCCACCUCAUUACCCCCCUCCUCUCCCGCUGCCGUGUCCUAACCCUAAACCCCCUGAAACCCCAACACCUCAAAACCCUAAUCAACCGGGCCAUCCACGACCUGUCCCGCGGCCUCCCGGUCAGCCUCAAAACCCCUGUCAAAUUCGAAAUUAACGCUGACUCAUCCGAAUUCCUCUCCUCGCAGUCCGAUGGUGACGCCCGCGUGGUGCUCAACGCCCUCGAGAUCGCUGCCAUCUCAGCCUCUGAAAACCCCCAAAAACUGAAUCCCGACUCGCCAGCUGUCAUCACCCUGGACCACGUCAAGGAAGCCCUACAAUGCAAGCACUUGAAUUACGACAGGGCGGGCGAAGAACACUACAAUCUCAUAAGCGCGCUUCACAAAUCGAUGAGGGGCAGUGAUCCCGAUGCCUCGAUUUACUGGCUGACGAGGAUGCUCGAAGGAGGCGAACAGCCGCUGUACAUAGCCCGAAGAUUGGUUCGGUUCGCCAGCGAGGAUGUUGGGUUGGCGGACCCGAUGGCGCUGACUCAGGCGGUUUCUUGUUAUCACGCGUGUCACUUUAUUGGGAUGCCCGAGUGUAAUGUGGUGUUGGGUCAAUGUGUGGCGUAUUUGGCUCUGGCACCCAAGUCCAUCGCGGUUUAUCGGGCCAUGCAGUUAGCAGGCCGGGCCGUGAGCGAGUCGGUUGGGCAGAAUGAGCCCGACUUGACAAAAUACUAA